Molecule: messenger RNA, 1080 nt
Organism: Danaus chrysippus (African queen)
Lineage: Eukaryota; Metazoa; Arthropoda; Insecta; Lepidoptera; Nymphalidae
Source: the annotation of a GenBank genome assembly
AUGGCGUCCUCAGACAACCAAGAAAUGGAGCAAUCGUCGGCUGGCGUACGAGUUGUUUUGUUAAACCUGCCAGAGGAUGAAGGAGAAGGCCUCGGAUUUAAAUUAACGCGAACACUUUGGGAUCCAUAUCCAUGGAUUCGUGACGUCACUCCUGAAUCAAGAGCCGCUUCAGCCGGUCUUCGAACCGGCGACUGUCUAUUACAGGCCGAUGGUAACGACCUACUUGGACUACCGAUCAAUAAGGUGGCUGGUAUCAUUCGUGGUGACGGCCAGGGUCGGGAGGUGACCCUGGUUCUGUGGAGCUGUGGAGUCAACCCUGAUGAAGACCCAGAGUUGCUGUGGUCCGGCGGGGGCGCAGGCUCCGACCGUCCCCGGCGCGCCCUGGGCGGGGUGCUCCGGUCCCUGGCCUGUGCCGUCUGUGGGGCGACUGCAGCCGCCGCCCUCAGCUGUCGCCGCACACACUUGUAUUGUGAAGGCUGUUGGAGUAGAUUGGAGAGAUGCGCUCUGUGCAGAGAGGUACUACCGCCUAAAGACUCGCCUUACUCAAGAAACUUAGUCGCUCAACAGGUUUUCGAAGCAAUAGCGAAGGAAUACGACAUAAAACUUGGUAAAACACAAAUCAUCUCUCGAUCCCCAAAAAUAUCACCAACCACAAGCCGUAGAGGACAGUACCAGUUUUCAAUGAUGAAUAAAAACAGAUUUGGAGGGGAAAAAUAUUCUUCAGACCCAAAUAUAAAUAGGACUCCCAAAAAUACGGCACUAACAUCCAGUAAUGGCAACUCUGAAACGAAAUGUCAUAUAGAUACGUCAAAAGUGACAAUGAAGUGUUCAUGCAGCUGUCAAAACUUACUCCACCACACUCUGAUGACGAGGUUAAGGGAGACCAGCUCGCUAGCUGAUUUAAAAUGUUCCGUACAUAAUUCACUAUCGAAAUCUUUGAACAAUAUCAGCUUGGAUGGACAAAGUAGCACCGAGCCACAACAGAGCAGUUCGAUGGAAAAUUUAAAGAAGACAGAUAUGCCGGUAUUCCUGUUGGCUCCUCCGCCCAUAUAUUUUCUUGUAUCGGAACACACAAAAUAA